UGUUUAAGCAGAAGCCGGGUUACCAUUAUUUGUCUUGUUGUGAGUUUUUGGCGGGAUGGGGGAGCUCUUGAGCUACACAAUUAUUUCCAGGAAGUACAAUUGGUGUGCGGAGCUUUUGCAUUCAACUGUUAGUUCUAUAGUGCCCAGUCCUGAGCUACCACUGUGUUUGUAUUGCGCACAAUUCUUUCUGGCUCAAAUAGCUGAUUUUCUAGGCAAAAUGUUCUCUUUCCCCUGUAACUAAACAUUAACUUGCUGUUUAAUUUAACCCCCCUGCAACUCGCUGUGCUGUCUAGCACUCAGUGAAACGUGCGUAUCUCCAGCGUCUUAACUUUACCCAGCUCGUCCCAGUUCUGAAGUAUAGCAGAAGUUCUGUGUGUAGAACACUGUUCUAAUUAAAAGCAGACGCGGUGGGAGAGAGUACAGGACGAGCCUCUACUCCGGGAGAACCCGCGCCGCUUCGUCAUCUUCCCUAUUCAGUACCAAGACAUCUGGCAGAUGUACAAGAAAGCCGAGGCCUCCUUCUGGACCGCUGAAGAGGUAGACCUGUCCAAGGAUAUGCAGCACUGGGAGGGCCUGAAAAAGGAGGAGAGAUACUUCAUCUCUCAUGUCUUGGCUUUCUUCGCCGCCAGUGACGGCAUAGUCAAUGAGAACUUGGUGGAGCGCUUCAGCCAGGAGGUACAAGUUACAGAAGCACGCUGUUUCUACGGCUUCCAGAUCGCCAUGGAGAACAUCCACUCAGAGAUGUACAGCCUGCUCAUUGACACCUACAUCAAGGACUCCAGCGAGAGGGAGUUUCUCUUCAACGCCAUUGAGACGCUACCCUGUGUGCGCAAGAAGGCAGACUGGGCAAUGCGCUGGAUUGCAGACAAGGAAGCUACUUUCGGUGAGCGGAUAGUGGCGUUCGCAGCGGUGGAGGGGAUAUUCUUCUCUGGGUCCUUUGCUGCAAUCUUCUGGUUGAAGAAGCGGGGACUGAUGCCAGGCCUGACCUUCUCCAAUGAGCUCAUUAGCAGAGAUGAGGGUCUGCACUGUGAUUUCGCCUGUCUCAUGUUCAAACACCUGGUGCACAAGCCCUCAGAGGCCAAAGUAAAGGGGGUGAUUUUGGACGCUGUUAGAAUUGAGCAGGAGUUUCUCACGGAGGCCCUCCCAGUCAACCUCAUUGGAAUGAACUGCGAGCUCAUGAAGAGAUACAUCGAGUUUGUAGCGGACCGGCUGCUUCUGGAGCUUGGUUUUAACAAGGUGUUCUGUGUGGAGAACCCCUUUGACUUCAUGGAGAACAUCUCCCUGGAGGGGAAGACCAACUUCUUCGAGAAGCGAGUCGGGGAGUACCAGAAGAUGGGGGUCAUGUCCAAGGCUAUGGACAACACGUUUACUCUGGAAGCAGACUUUUAACUACUACUUCUUAGAUUCUUUCUUUACCCUUUCCCCUUUUAGUGUACUUAUCUAUCUUAUGUUAAGAUCACACACAAUGUAGGAAUUAACUUGAAAAUCAGCUGUUUUUGGUCUGUUUACCAAAAGGGAUGUUUAAGUCCUAAGCCUGCUUUGUGUUUCUGCAACAUUACCAGCCAUGCUUCUCUAAUGCAAAGCUUGCAUUACUUUUGUAGCUUUUUAUUCCUAGUACAGCAGAAUUGAAGUGUAUCUGGUUUACUGACCCAUCUGAGGGGAAUUGUUCAUUUUACCUCUGUUUACAUAUGUCCUGGUUUUAACAUGUUGUAAAUAACUUUUAGCUAGAUUAUAAAAUGUAUUUAUGAAUUUAUUAAAUUUGCUGUUUCUCA
Polyodon spathula (Mississippi paddlefish) is the source of this 1772-nucleotide messenger RNA. Its product is annotated as ribonucleoside-diphosphate reductase subunit M2. The transcript is spliced from 8 exons. Bases 496 to 1389 code for a protein of 297 amino acids. Gene Ontology annotation, molecular function: ribonucleoside-diphosphate reductase activity, thioredoxin disulfide as acceptor. Gene Ontology annotation, cellular component: cytosol. NCBI's taxonomy places the organism in Eukaryota, Metazoa, Chordata, Actinopteri, Acipenseriformes, Polyodontidae. The record is from RefSeq and is a predicted model, not a curated record. Gene Ontology annotation, biological process: deoxyribonucleotide biosynthetic process.